UGCUUGUGGAAACAGUACACAAACUCGCCAAGCAUGAAGUUGAAGCGGUUUCUUCUGCGCUAUUAUCCUCCAGGUAUAAUACUGGAGUAUGAACAGGGUGGGAGUCUGAAGACGAAGUCCAUCGAUCUCCUGGACCUGAAGCAACAGACGGACAUUGAUGCGGUUGUGGAUGAAAUAUCUCGCAAGGAGCCUCUCAUCACCUCCUCCAAAACAGAACAAGUCAGAAAGCUCAUUAUACGUUUGCAGGAGAAGUUGUCACAUCCCGAUGAUCAUCAUUAUUACUUGUUCAAGGUGCUACGAGCUCACAUCCUUCCUCUCACAAAUGUUGCCUUCAAUAAGUCGGGAUCAAGCUUUAUCACUGGUAGUUACGACCGUACUUGUAAAGUGUGGGACACAGCGUCAGGGGAGGAACUGUUCACACUCGAGGGACAUCGGAAUGUCGUCUACGCCAUUGCCUUUAAUAACCCUUUUGGUGACAAGAUUGCAACAGGUUCUUUUGACAAGACAUGUAAGCUUUGGAGCGCUGACUCGGGAAAGUGCUACCACACAUUCAGAGGACAUACAGCAGAAAUUGUGUGUUUAAGUUUCAACCCAGCCAGUUCAGUUCUAGCAACAGGGAGUAUGGACACGACGGCCAAACUGUGGGAUGUGGAAACAGGCACCGAGCUCAAUACUCUCAAUGGCCACUCAGCUGAGAUCAUCUCAUUGUCCUUCAACUCCACCGGCUCCCAACUCAUCACCGGCUCGUUUGACCACACAGUUUCUGUCUGGGAUGUACGCUCGGGGCAACGGAUCCACACGUUGAUCGGCCAUAAAGCCGAAAUCAGCAGUGCUCAGUUCAACUGGGAUUGUUCCCUCAUAGCUACGGGCUCCAUGGACAAGACCUGCAAGAUCUGGGACACUCAGACAGGUCGUUGCAUUGGGACACUCCGUGGUCAUGACGACGAGGUCUUGGAUGUGGCAUUUGACUACACUGGACAGAGCUUGUUGACGGCAUCGGCAGACGGAACUGCCCGGGUCUACAACUCUGUCACUCACAACCUUAUGUGCAAGCUUGAGGGGCAUGAAGGGGAGAUCUCCAAGGCUUCCUUCAACCCUCAAGGCACCUCAGUACUGACGGCCAGUUCGGACAAGACAGCGAGGCUGUGGGACUCCGAGUCUGGAGUGUGUAAACAGGUCCUGGAGGGCCACACAGACGAGAUAUUCAGCUGCGCAUUUAAUUAUGAAGGAAAUACAAUAAUAACAGGUAGCAAAGACAAUACUUGUCGUAUUUGGAGAUGAAGUCAUCAUCAUCGUGCAAUCUGUGAUCAGUAUUACAUAUGGGUGACAUCGCCACACCCUCACUUCCAGACAUCCCCGGUCCAGAUGGAUCUGCUACAAGGAAAACAUCAACCCUCAAGAUGGGGCUUGGCAGAAACUUCUCUUGCAUCAGAAUCUGUUAUUAAGAAUAUGAGGACACUCUACCUUCAUUCUCAGUUUCUUACAGUAACAUUUCUUGAAAUGCCUUCAGGUCAUUUUGACUGAAAAUGCAUUUUAGUAUGUUAAUGGUACAUAUGUUCAAUUUUUCUGUGAAAGCUUUGACAUUUUUCGUCGUUAAUUGUUAAUGUGGGGAAAGGAUGAAAUUGAAAUUAAGAUGAUUAUAUGCAUCAUGAAAUAAAAGCUCAAAAUUGUAAUUAUUGCUGAACUAGAAAAAGUUUAUUUUACUUGUCUGUGCUUUUGGGGUGUUAAAAUCUAGUGUGAGAUAGAAAUCUGAAUGUACCGGUAAUAUACAAUGGAAGUAGAUGAGGUUAUUAAUUAUGAAUUUUACCACCCAUUUUCAAACAUAAUCAGCUUGCCAAUGAAACAUCUUUCAUGACAGCAUCCAAGUAUACUGAUUUUUGCCCUCAAUAGUUGGUACUGUUGGUACUAUUUGGUGACUGAUGGUACAAAGAUGUACUGAUUUCAGAAAUUUAUUGAAGUAUUAUGUUCUAAUGAAUUUCUAGACUGUGUGUGCAAUGGUUUACAAUUUGUCUGCAUUCCAAUAUUUUCAUUUCGAAUAUUCAGUCAUUCAUUUAUACAAGAUUGUAUAAUCGUAUUAUUAUCCAACACCAUUUGAUUUAGUUAGAGAUCUUGAAGUAUCAAAAUGCAGUCCUAGUCUCCACCCUUUGAUGUCAGAUUUGAACUUUCAUAUGUGUCAUGUUAUGUAGAAACCACAAAGUUUGGUGUCAUUAACUAAGAUUUCACAUGUUUGCACUUGAAGAAUAUCAAUUCAAGUCUGUUCAAGAGGUCAUGUUUAGAAUAAUAUUAUCAAUUGAUAUUGACGUUUGUUCAGGAUGUUAUUAUUUAUAAAUGUUCGAGAGACAUGUCUUGAUGGAUUUAAUGCCUUAUCAAUGAUGAAGCUGCUGUCAGUCACUUCCUUGGAUAUGUUGGAAGAGAAAGAGUAAAUUCCUCUGAAGUUCUAUUCUUUGGCCCAUCCAUUAUUGUGUAUGUGUUUCUCACCUCUACCUCAAGCACCAAGAGAGCAUGCAGGCAAGAAUAAAACUGGGAUACAAAAGGAUCUUUUUUUCCCAAACUGUGUAACCUAUCUUAUAUGAUUUUUAGAAUUUAGAUUUCUUUUCAAUAGGCUUUAAGUUUAUCUCCAUUUAUAAUGGAGAUCAAGUCCCUAUGUAUCAUAAACAGCUUUUAAUAAAUGCUGACCUGGUUUGUGCAGAGGAAUAGUAUUUUUUAUCACAUCACAGCAUAAAAUUCCACAGUUACAGGUAAAAUUGAGAUAAUUAUAUUUUAUAUUUUUUACAUGGGAAUGUAAAAUUCAGGGUGAGAUGAGAAACACAGAAAAUACUGUUGGCAGUGUUGAUAUUGAAAAAUGCUAGAAAAAAAUAUUAUUUUGUUUGAGGAAAAAAUGUAUGUCACUAAGUAAAAUGACUAGAAAAGAUCAUUUUAACUCGGGCAUAAAUUCCAGAGACCACCUCAUCAAAGUUUCAUCAGUUCAUGAAUGUAUGAUUGUUUUUAUCUUGUGUUUUGUACAACCUGAAAUACCGUCCAGACUUAGAUGUAUUUACUGUUUACUUGUGUGCUUUUGAGGGGCGGUGGGGUAGCCUAGUGGUUAAAGCGUUGGCUCGUCACGCCGAAGACCGGGUUCGAUUCCCCACAUGGGCACAAUGUGUUAAGCCCAUUUCUAGUGUCCCCCGCCGUGAUAUUGCUGGAAUAUUGCUAAAAGCGGCGUAAAACUAAACUGUCAGUGUGUGCUUUUGAAAGAAAUGACUUAGUUUUACAUUACCGUCCAAAGUGUUAAUUAGUGCCAACAAUGUUUUUAUAUGUUAGACAAACAAAGAAAUAAAAAAAUUAUGUGUUCACCUUUUUCUUUACAACUAAGUACCGUCCAUUUUUAUCUCAUACUGAAAAAGAGAGUACACUUCACUAUGUAUUUUAUUGCUUUCACGAAAAGAAUGCUCUCGGUAUAUUUGACUGCUUUUAUUAAAGGGAGGCAGUAUUGGUUUCUUACUUUCAAAAAAGAGAAUAUCCCAAUUAUAUGUUUCCUUGAUUUAAAAAUCAAUAUGGACCAAAUACAUUGUUUAUUUGUUUUCAUGAAAAGUAUGCACCAAAUAUGUUUCCUUCCCCCACACUUUCAUGUAUUUACUGUUUAAUUGUAUAUUUUUGAAAGAAAUGACUAGGUUUUGCCUAAGUUUAACACAACCGUCCAAAGUGUUAUUCAGUGCCAAUAAUGUUUUAUUUUUAUGUUAGACAACCGAACAAAACGUGUUAAGUGUUCACCUUUUUCUUUACAACUAAGUACCGUCCAUUUUUAUCUCAAACUGAAAAAGAGCAUACACUUUGCUAUGUAUUUUAUUGCUUUCAUGAAAAGAAUGCUCUCGGUAUAUUGGAUUGCUUUUGUCAAAGAAGGCAGUAUUCGUUUCUUAUUUUUAUAAAAGAGAAUGUCCUAAUUAUGUUUUCUUGAUUUAAAAAUCAAUAUGGACCAAAUGUACUGUUUAUUCACUUUCAUGAAAAGUAUGCACCAAAUAUGUUUCCUUUGUUUUAUGAAAGAUUAUUCACCAAAUAUGUUGUUAUGUUUUCAUGAAAAAGUAUGCACCAUAUAUAUUUUUCCUUGCAUUUAUUGCAAGAGUAUGCACCAAAUAUGUGUUUUCUUGCAUUCAUGAAAGAGGAUGCACCAAAUGUGUGUUUUCUUGUUUUCAUGAAAGGAGGUGCCCAGAAUAUGUGAUUCCUUGCUUUGUUGAAGGUAUUUCCACAACCAUGUUUCUUUGCUUUCGUAAGGAGGAAUACACAAAAUUUGUUACCUUGCUGUCAUGCAAAAUGUAGUGAAUUUAUUGCUUUAAUAAAAUUAAUUGUAGAAAAUAGUGGUUACAUGGCUUUCAGUGAAAGAAAUGCACUUAAUGGGUUUAUUCUUGCUUCCAUGAAAAGUUAAUUGAUAAGAUCGGUGUUUCAAGCAUAUUUUUUCACAUAUUGUCCUAUCCAUUUAUUGACUGUUGCUUUGUUUCCUGCGCAGUUGUGUCUGCUUGACUGGUUGUACUGAGAGUAAAUUUCUGUGUGUUUUAUCAAGGUAUUUAUCAUUUGGUAUUCAUAGCUUUUAAGUUGACUUAAGCAUUGUUUCAUUCCAAACCCUUAAUUUGCUUUGGGUCUUAUUAAACCCAUUCCAAACUAGCUAGCGCUCAAAUAUUUUUAACCAUAGUGUGCUUCAGUGUCAUUCAAACUGAAUGCAUAAUGGCAUGCCUUGUGGUACUUCUAGGGGAUUCAGCCAGUCAGAAAGGUGAUAGAUUGUCAUAUGUGGAAGUCCACUGAUGGAUAAGAAUCAUCAAUUUUGUUUCAGUCUCCAAAACAUCAGCUGAUACUAAGCUAGGGGUUAUUGCAUGUCCAGGCUUUGUCAGUACAAUCAUGUUAAAUUUUGGACUUUUCAGGUAAAUUUGUGUCAUGAUCAAGGAGUGGAAAUGUCAUAAAAUCAACCAAAAUUCAUGUUUCAUGUAUACAAAUGUUACUUUAUCACCUUUAUUUUGACAUGCAUUAAAGAAAAUAUUUGUUCA
Messenger RNA from Haliotis rubra (blacklip abalone), 5012 nucleotides. RefSeq names its product dynein assembly factor with WDR repeat domains 1-like. The coding region runs from base 34 to 1281 and encodes 415 amino acids. NCBI's taxonomy places the organism in Eukaryota, Metazoa, Mollusca, Gastropoda, Lepetellida, Haliotidae. Gene Ontology annotation, molecular function: protein binding. The transcript is spliced from 13 exons. The record is from RefSeq and is a predicted model, not a curated record.